CCCCGUCUGAAACACUUACUUUUUCGGCAACCCCUCCAAUGACGUCAUCGAUGGAGCAGAGGUUAUAUAAGUCAGGCCACCCCGUUUCUCAGCGCUUCCCAGGACAGACAACACCUCCGGAGGCAGCUGUCGCCGUCCCGUCGGAAAACUCAGCCCAAGUCGCGCUCCGGCUCCCUUCCUGAGUCACUGUGGAUGGCAUCCCGGGCCCUCCUGGCGCUCCAGCCCAUGAACCAGAGCCAGCUCCUGCCUCCCAACGCCACCUCCUGCGAGGACGAUGCCCAGGAGGCCUGGGACCUGCUGCACAGGGUGCUGCCAACCUUCAUCGUCGCCGUCUGCUGCUGCGGGCUGCUGGGCAACCUCUUCGUGCUGUCCGUCCUCCUCCUGCCCCGGCGGCGUCUCACCGCGGCCGAAAUCUACCUGGCCAACCUGGCCGCCUCGGACCUGGUGUUUGUCUUGGGCCUGCCCUUCUGGGCCGAGAACAUCUGGCACCAAUUCCACUGGCCGUUCGGGGCCGCCCUCUGCCGCGUGGUCAACGGCGUGAUCAAGGCCAAUUUGUUCAUCAGCAUCUUCCUGGUGGUGGCCAUCAGCCGGGACCGCUACUGCCUGCUGGUGCACCCCAUGACCAGCCGGAGGCGGCGGCAGCGGCGGCUGGCCCAGGUCACCUGCCUGCUCAUCUGGGCCGUGGGGGGCCUCCUGAGCGUCCCCACCUUCCUGCUCCGCUCCGUCAAGGUUGUCCCGGAACUGAACGUGUCGGCCUGCGUGCUGCUGCUGCCCCACGAGGCCUGGCACUUGGCGAGGAUGGUGGAGCUGAACGUGGUGGGCUUCCUCCUGCCGCUGGCCGCCAUCGUCUUCUUCAACUACCACAUCCUGGCCUCCCUGCGCGGGCGGGCGGCGGUCAUGGCCGGGGGCGCGCGCUGCGGGGGCCCCGGGGAGGGCAAGCCCACGGCGCUGAUCCUCACGCUGGUGGCCGCCUUCCUGGUCUGCUGGGCCCCCUACCACUCCUUCGCCUUCCUGGAGUUUCUGGUCCAGGUGCGGGCCAUCCGCGGCUGCUUCUGGGAGAACGUCACUGACCUGGGCCUGCAGUGGGCCAACUUCUUCGCGUUCAUCAACAGCUGCCUGAACCCGGUCAUCUACGUCUUUGUGGGGCAGCUUUUCAGGACCAAGGUGUGGGAGCUCUAUAAGAAGUGCACCCCGGGGAGUCUGACGGCCAUGUCCUCGUCCCAGAGGAAAGAAAUCCUCCAGCUCUUCUGGCGGAAUUAAGGCGGCCGGGAGCGGAGAGGCGUGGCUGCAGACGCGACGGACACGAGAGCCGCUGUUGCCCUAGGCUGACGGUGGCCCCACGUAACCAGGGCUGCAGCCCCUGGGCCCUGUGAAUGCUUUUAUGGUAACAGGGACUUUGCAGAUGCAACUCAACGAAGGGUCUUGAGAUGGGGCGAUGGCCCUGGAUUAUGGGGGUGGCCCGAGGUAACCACGAAGGUCCUUUGAAAGGGAAGCGGAAGAGUCACAGAAGGCAAUGUCACAACAGAAGCCAGAGGUUGGGGCAACACAUGGAAGGGGCCGCAAGCCAAGGGCUGACGGCGCCCUCUAGAGGCAGGAGCAGGCAAGGGAACGGAUUCUCCCUGGAGCCUGGGAAGGACGCAGCUCUGCAGACCUCCCUUCCAUGGCCCCGUGCGACUGAUGUUGGAUGUCUGGCCUCCAGACACAUGACAUAAUAAAUGUGUGUUGUUUUAAGUCGAGAAGUCUGUGAUCAUUUGUUCCAGCAGCAACAGGAAAUGAACACAAGUUUCCAAUAAGGAUCUCUUACUGCAUUCCCACCGUUUUCUAGGGAGACCACUAGGAGUGCAGAGAUGCUAUAGCUGGACAGCUGUUCUCAGGCGCUCCCACCGAUGCACAUAGUUACGGUGUGAUAAAGAGAAGGAGAGUGCACGGGCGCACACGCAGACCCGCACCCCGAGUCCCCAGAGGGGCAGGGGAGGGUUUCUCCUGAGGGUUGUCAGAAGGAUGUUGUGAUGAGAGAACUGUGAGCCGAGAUGCACAAAGGGCAGGCCUGGGUACGUGGAGAGGGGAGAAGGGCCGGUGGAGGCCUAGCCGAGACACCCGGUAGAACAGCGUGGGCUACGCCUGAAAGAGUGUUUAUUGAGCUCCAUGCAUCGGCGUUCUUCUUGCUACGAGACCCAGUGGUGAACCUGAAAGUCUGCCUUCAAGAGGCUCGUGGAGAGUGUCAUUGGGGCAAGAGAAGGUCCGCUGAGAACACAGAGAAGGUGUCCAGCCGGGUGCCUGCGAGGGGCGUUGGAGAGGUUUCCCAGAGGAAGGGACAUACACGCCGAGAGGAGUGGUCCAGGUAGAAGAAACAAGCCAGACCCAGAGGCAGGCAAGUUCAUAGUCAGGAGGGAGAAGGAUGACAGGAGGUGUAGUAUGAGGCAGUGGUAGAGGGAUUGCAGGUUGGAGGAGAGUGGAGAUGUUGGGGGGCCCUACAAUGGCCAAGGGCAGAGAGGGAAGCAGGGUGUCCCAGGGGCUUUGAGGGCCCAGCUGAAGCUAGAAGCCAUGAAUUUAGUUUGCACGGAUGGCUCUUGGGUUAUAUCAAUAGGAGUAGAGCAUCUAAAAUGAGUGAGGU
This is a messenger RNA of Myotis daubentonii (Daubenton's bat), 2614 nucleotides long. RefSeq names its product bradykinin receptor B1 (gene BDKRB1). Gene Ontology annotation, cellular component: membrane; external side of plasma membrane. Gene Ontology annotation, molecular function: C-C chemokine receptor activity; bradykinin receptor activity; C-C chemokine binding. NCBI's taxonomy places the organism in Eukaryota, Metazoa, Chordata, Mammalia, Chiroptera, Vespertilionidae. The record is from RefSeq and is a predicted model, not a curated record. Gene Ontology annotation, biological process: positive regulation of cytosolic calcium ion concentration; response to mechanical stimulus; inflammatory response.